AUGGCAUCAUCACCCUCCCUGCCAACUCCUUGUCCCCAAUCCAAAAAGCGCAUGGGCAGGAUGGCUGAGUGGUUCAGACAGGCUCUGCUGAAGAAACCCAAGAAGCUGCCCAUCUCUGCAGAUGGCACUCCCAGUGACGUGGCUCAGCCCACCUCACAGGGUAGCUCCCAGUCCCCGAGCCUCCACUCAGUCCAGUCUCCCACCUCCUUACAAACAGCCAUGGACACCAGCAGCAGCCGCUGGAGCAAAGACUAUGACGUAUGUGUGUGCCACAGUGAGGAGGACCUAGCAGCUGCCCAAGACCUGGUAUCCUACCUGGAGGGUAGCGCUGCCAGUCUGCGUUGCUUCCUGCAGCUUCGAGAUGCGGCCCCCGGUGGCGCCAUCGUGUCCGAGCUGUGCCAGGCGCUGACCAGCAGCCACUGCCGUGUGCUGCUCAUCACCCCCGGCUUCCUGCAGGACCCCUGGUGCAAGUACCAGAUGCUACAGGCCCUAAGUGAGGCUCCGACUGCAGAGGGCUGCACGAUCCCACUGCUCUUGGGCCUGACACGGGCCUCCUACCCCCCUGAGCUCCGUUUCAUGUACUAUGUGGACAGCCAGGGUCCGGAUGGUGGCUUUCGCCAGGUCAAGAAUGCUGUCAUACGUUAUCUGCAGACACUCAGCUGACACUUCUUACACUGUGGGAUCCAGAAAGUUGGAAUAAAGCUGGAAUAA
This is a messenger RNA of Elephantulus edwardii (Cape elephant shrew), 711 nucleotides long. Its product is annotated as toll/interleukin-1 receptor domain-containing adapter protein-like. Gene Ontology annotation, biological process: signal transduction. The record is from RefSeq and is a predicted model, not a curated record. NCBI's taxonomy places the organism in Eukaryota, Metazoa, Chordata, Mammalia, Macroscelidea, Macroscelididae.